Molecule: messenger RNA, 4260 nt
Organism: Phyllostomus hastatus (greater spear-nosed bat)
Lineage: Eukaryota; Metazoa; Chordata; Mammalia; Chiroptera; Phyllostomidae
Gene: CDCA4
Product: cell division cycle associated 4
Exons: 3
Coding region: 2304-2999 (231 amino acids)
Cellular component (GO): nucleus
Molecular function (GO): transcription regulator activity
Source: RefSeq, a predicted model, not a curated record
CGCACGCGCAUGCUCACAGCGUCCCAGGAGGGACCGCCCCGUUGUCCACCCAGCCCUGAGCGCAGCAGCGGCGCGGACACCCCAGGACGUGCAGGAGUCUUGAAAGCGCCGCGCUGCGUGCGAGAUCCCGAACGCAGAGGAUCCCGUCACUGGGACGCCCCGUCUGCGCGGUGUGCGGAGCAGGGAAGUCUAUGGAGACCGAAAGUGACCAGCGGUUGCCAGGGGCGGGGGACUGGAGGGGCGAUGGCCGGCAACAGCUAAGGGCACAGGAUUCUUCCCGGGGUGAUGGAAGGUCCUGAAAGUGCCAUGGCGGUGGUUGCGGGUCUCUGAACCCCUGAAAAUGUGACUUGUGUGCUUCCAAGGGUCUGGCCUGUUUGCUGUUAGAUCGAUGCCCCCCUGGGUGCUGGCCGAUGUCUUGAUGCUCUGCAGAUGGUAUCACUGAAAACUUUUUUUAAAUAGACAAAAGGUCUGCCCUGGCAUGCUGCCCCCUGGCUGCCCCGCAGCCCCUCAUGGCCCCCUGGUCUUCGGAGACCCUCAGAUCUGCUGGGGAGCAAAGGACUAAGGGUGUUGCAGUGAGUUUGGUCGGGACCCUGGAUGAAAUCGGUUGUCGGGCAGAGUUGGAGUGCUAGGGUUUGUUGGAAACACCACUCACAGCGAGAAAGGAGACUCGCCGCAGAAGAACCCGUGGAAGUUCGUCUUUCUCCUGCACCCAGGAUGGCUUUUUAGAGCUCAGCACCAUCUCACGCUGUCAGAAUGCAGGCGGGGCAGACGCAGGUCUGCGGUCGUUGGUGUGGAAGGUCACGCAGCCAGUCGACAGCAGCAAGCGCAGACUGCUUCUUGCACCCACCACUGGAAGCCUGCUUUGCCCACCCUGUACUUAGCAGUGCUGAGCUGGCGACUUUGGGACAAAUGCUGUGAAAGCUGAAUUUGCGAAGACAGAAAACUUGAGCCUCUGUCACCAGAAGCGGUUGGAACAUUUUCGUGUGUUUUGGUGCCGGCGCUCACUUCCGGAAGGGCCAGCCUGCGCUGGUGUGCGGGGGCGCGGGGGCAGAGGUGGCAGGCGGUGUCGGCGUGUUGUUAGACCCGCCUGCCGUUCUGGGGAAAUUCGUCUUGUAGGGGAAGAAGCUGCAGUCGGGUUUUAAAAUUUUUUAUUUCCAAAUAAUUAUUGGUCCACAGGAAGUGGGAAAGAAAUGUCCGGAAGGUCACCCUUCCCGCGUCGGCCACAGCGCGGAAUCACAUGGCACGUGUGUGGUGUGCACGCGGGUGGUUCUGUGCCCUUAGCCUGGCCGCUGCCGUGCAGUCCUGUCCACGCCCAGCCCGCUUCGCCCAGAAGGUCCCAGCGAUGGGGUCGGCGAGCACCGCGGUUCCCCUGAGGGCCGUGCAGGCGCCCGGUGCACUGGCCCCGCAGGGUGGGGGUGGGGUGGGCCCUGAGCACAGCCCGUACAGGGUUUCGCAUGCAUGCUGGUUUUCACUCCGGUGGAGCAACGCCCAAGGCCACUUAGUUUUUGACAAUGUCACACGCAUGGGAGGUGAGCCUUUUUCUGUCUGAGAACCGGGCGGGCGGGCGCAAGGCUCCUGGGAAAGGUGGGGCCCCGGCCAGUCCCCCCUCCACUGCGGGCCGCGCACCCCUCCCCCUCCAGCCCCAUCCAUGGGGGCCACAGGAUCAGUGUUUUUACAAAGGAAAUACAAAAAUGCAAGAGUUUGCGUAUUAAAGAUUAUAACCCUCUUUAUGAAUACCUUGAAAUGAUUUAUUUGAAACAAAAUGUUUCGCUAUUUUACACACCCGAGAAGGGAGAAACGGUGCAGCCGGAGGGAGGCCUGGCUUUCCCAGAAAGGGCGGCCUUGGCCCGGAGGCCCCGCCCCUCGGCUGAGCAGCUCUCGGGGUGCAGGUCCUCCUGCCUCCGCUUCUCCGGGCCGAUCAGCGGCGAGCAGCCCUGAGCAUCCAGGACCCGCAACCUGUCUGUCAGGGGUCCUUGCAGCAUGACGCGGUCGGGUGGUCCCUGGCCCCACUGGGCUGGUGGUCGUUUUGCCUCCCAAACCCUCCCCCUCCGGCACCAGCCCUGGGGCUGUGAUGAAGGUUCUCCGCCCGGUUCCUCAGAACCUCUUCCUCCCGUUUUCGGUCCACUUGUCUUUGCGGGUGGAAACUUCGUGCUCAGUUAGAGGCGGGUGUGGUUCGCGCCCACUUUCAGUCCGAGGGGCUGUGUGUGAACGAAGGACGCGCACCCGCUUCUCCGAGGCCGGGUCUACGAGGGGCUCGGACGGCGCUAAAGGGUGUCUGUCUUCCUCCGUCUCCGCAGGGCACGAUGUUCGCCCGAGGGUUGAAGAGGAAGUGCUGGGACAGCGAGGAGGACGUGGAGGGCGCCCUGGCCGCACCGUCCUACAGCCUGCAGCGGCAGUCGCUCCUGGACAUGUCCCUGGUCAAGCUGCAACUGUGCCACACGCUGGUGGAGCCCAACCUCUGCCGCUCGGUCCUCAUCGCCAACACGGUCCGGCAGAUUCAGGAGGAGAUGACCCAGGACGGCGCCUGGCGGCUCCCGGCGCCCCCGGUGGCGGGGCGGGGGCCGCUAGACCACCUCGUCUCCACGGAAAUCCUGUGCCGUGCAGCUUGGGAGCAGCAGGGGCAGCGCCCUUCGCCCGACCUGCCUUCGGAGCUGCCCGGGGUCCUGGGUGCGCCGGCUCCCGGGAGCGCGCAGAGCUGCAUCUGGGAGGCGGAUAGCUCCCGCGGACACCGAGGGGGCUUUCCCAAGUCGCUGGAUCAGAUAUUCGAGACCCUGGAGAGCAGAGCCCCCAGCCCAGUGGAAGGGCUGUUUGCGGAUGCAGAUGGCCCCUACUACGACCUGGACGCUGUGCUGACAGGCAUGGUGGGCGGCAAGUCGGGCCCCGGCGGCAGCGACGGGCUCCAGGCCUUGGCCCCCGCGGGCGCCCCGCCCCCCAGCGCCAGCUGCAAGCGGGACCUGGGCGAGCUGGACCACGUGGUGGAGAUCCUGGUGGAGACCUGAGCCUGCUGCGCAGGCGUGGGGCCCCGGCCGUCCCCCGAGCGCCUCGGGCCGCUGGGCCAGCCCUGCUGCCUGGUGAUCAUAAGAACACGCGGGAACAGAGCCAUUUCCUGCAAGCUGGUCACCCUGGGGCCGGCCGGGCCCCCUCCGCUCGGAGCCCCACAGCUCCGCGGGGGACCGGCCCCCGGCUGCCUGAGCCUCCUUCAACGUUAGCUAGGUGAAUUUUUUUAAAAUUAAGUUUUAUAUGUGUUGGGCAAUAUUUUGGCUUAAGAUAUAUUUUUUAAACUUUUUAUACUUUUAUCUCUUUAGACUUUUUCAGCUAUUUUCUUAAAAAUAUAUUUUUUCUAUAAACAUCCUCUGCUGCUAAUUAGAAGCAUCUAUCACCUGAACACUGGCAGUUGGCGUGUCUGAUUGCGUAAGGUUUGCUUCUCCCGACGGCCACACCCCCAGCGCCACGUGCGCGGCCGCCCUCUCCCUGUGAGCCCAGGGGGCGGCGCGAGUCCGGAGUGGGCGCCUCCCUGGCCUUCGUCCCUGAGGGUGUGAAGCGUAGCUGGUUAGGGAUUAAUUUAUGGCUAUUUAUGUGUGAGUGUCACUGGGCGGAGGUCAGUUACCUGCCCGGUGCCCCGAGGACCAGCCCACACUUGCUCGCGGGAACUGGUGCUGGGAUGAAACAGGUGGGUGCACGUGGGCUGGUGGCCCCUCGACCGUGAGGGGGGCUGGCAGUGGGGUUGGGGGGCACCUGGCCCUGGUGACUCUGCGUGGACACCGGACACAACACCUCGUCAUCUUCGUCUCCAGCUCAUGCGGGAGGCUGCUCUCCCACGGGUCCCGUCUCUCGUGUCCUCCCUCCCUCCCUCCCGCCCGCCCUGUCACCAGAGAAGGCCCUUUCCCUUGCACGUGUGCUCGUCGCGUCAUUAAAAACCGUUCGGCACGCCGGGAGGAGUGUGACUUGUCUACCACGCCGUCCUUGAGGGGCCUUUUCCUGCUUCCACUCAGGCCCUUGUGCAGCUGGGGAAGCGGCCAGUGGGACCGAGUGGGGGCCCACGGAAGAGGGGCGCACCCCUGGAGUUGGCCGCCGGGAGGAACCGGUUGAAGGCUGGGUGGUGGGGCCUGGCGGGGCUCGUAAGGGGACUGCAGGGGACGUGCAGGGUAGGGUGUGGCCCUCAGCUCCCAGGAUUCCUCCCUUCAGAUUUUGAAAUUGUCCUUUCUAGUGGGAAAUAGGUUAAAGGGUAUGGGUCUUAGAAGCAAUAAACUUAAAUCAGUA